Messenger RNA from Aspergillus pseudoviridinutans, 1881 nucleotides. RefSeq lists its product as uncharacterized. The transcript has 4 exons. Gene Ontology annotation, molecular function: DNA-binding transcription factor activity, RNA polymerase II-specific; DNA binding; zinc ion binding. The record is from RefSeq and is a predicted model, not a curated record. Bases 1 to 1881 code for a protein of 626 amino acids. NCBI's taxonomy places the organism in Eukaryota, Fungi, Ascomycota, Eurotiomycetes, Eurotiales, Aspergillaceae. Gene Ontology annotation, biological process: DNA-templated transcription; regulation of DNA-templated transcription.
AUGGACACUACACUCGAUGGUUCAAGUACGGGGAAUUCCAGCAGCCCCUUGAAGCGGGAGCCGCCGUGCUCUCGUUGCAGGCAGAAGAAGAUAAGAUGCGACAAGCAACGGCCCUGCGACCAAUGCAAGAGAGGUGGUUAUCAUUGUCUGUACGAUGAAAAUUCCGACAGUACAGACGAUGGCGCCAAGUACACUGCGUUACAAAAUCGUAUCGUCCGGCUGGAGGCUCAGCUGAAGGCUGUGACUUCGGGAGCCCCAACGAGGGGUAGAGGGAGCGCAAGUGAAACAGAGAUGCCUCAGUCCGAAUCCCCGCUCGACUGUAGCUGCGGCCGGCAGAUAUUCAACACGAACUUCUCGAUCCACUAUGAUUCCGGCAUUCACUGGGUUGAUCUGUUCCCGAGUCUGCGCGAACUCUAUUUUCAGGCCUCUGCUGAGGCCGAGUCGAAAUGGAGCCAGGAAAAACGGGGUCCAGUCCUCACUGGGGCUGUUUCUCCUGAUAGCCUGGCCCUGGCCAAGUAUUAUCCCACUUCAGUUGAAGCCGAGCUGCUCAUGUCCAUCUUUUUCGAGAAUGUCAACCCUUUCGUACGCGUGCUCAAUAAAAAUGCAUUCCAGAGCGAUAUGCAAAGAUACCGUACAGGGAAGCAUCCUCAACCGGAGCUCGUUGACUCCCUGCUUUUCUCUAUCUAUGGGCUUGCAGUCAUGUCCCUGGAGUCGCAAAACGCCGUUGAUAUGUUCGGCCUCCCUAAAGAAUGGUUGCUGGACAAGUACCAAGAAGCCCAGGAGAUUGCCCUUCACAGACUUAAUUUCAUCCAUAGUAGCGAGCCUGCUGUGUUUCAAAAUUUCCUUUACUACCUAGUAUUUCUCUUUGAACGAGGGUCCUAUCGAACAGCAACUACGCUGUUGGGUCUGGCCGUCCGCAUUGCCCAACGGAUAGGACUCCACAAGGAUCCCUCCUGGUUCAGCUACUCCCCAUGGAUGUCCGAAUGGCGAAGGCGACUGUGGAAUCAGUUGAUUUUACUUGAGCAAAGGGUAGUUGCAUUUGACGGCACGCAAUCCUUGCUCAGUUUCCCCUGGGACACUCAGCUCCCGCUGAAUGCUGAUGAUGGGGCAUGGAAUACAAGUUUAUUCAUGAAGCCCAGCGAGAUACCCUCUCCGACCCAAGACUUCACGGACAUGAGUCCCAUUCUUGUCAAACGACAUGUACUUUCCAUUCUCUGUCCGGUACGACAAAAGAUAAGGACACGUCCGUACCCACAGCAAGUGCAACAUAUAGAAGCCGGGUUCAAGGAAGCAACUCACUUUUUCCAAUCGGUGGGAACUGACAAACAGGGCUUAGCAAACUUUGUCCAGGCCGUCUGUGAGAUUGAGUUUGGAAACCUGCGUCUCAUGGCUGGACAGGCAGUCGUGAGGUCUGGGAGCGCGAACUCCGAGUUUUUGAACCAACUGUAUCUUGAAUCACUCGCGCUUUUGGAGCGGAUUGCUGCUGUUAGGAAUUCCGUGCCGAAUCCUGGGUGGCUAUGGUACCUCCGGACGUCGCCACCCGUUUUUGCCAUCGCCAUCACCCUAACACAUUUGUGUUCCGAGCCGGCAAACUGCCAUUCUGAGCGAGCUUGGAGGCAGAUCAACGGUUUUGAUGAGUACGGAAAGGAGAAUGGGACUAUACAAUCUGCAUCAAUGGCCGCUCUGCAAAGUUUAAGAGAAACCGCCAUGUUAUCGUCGGGCUUUCCUGCGGAUCGGCCUGCAGUUGCUUAUAGCGACGAUCAAUAUAUGCUGCAAAGUCCAGGGAAUAUUGACACCGACUAUCUGAUACAGCCUGCCGCGGAUCUUUUCAGUGAUAUGUGGUCCAAUUCGCUGUUAGGGGGAUCACUUCCAACCAUAUAG